AUGAUCGAAGCCCUCCCCCCACCAUACCUCUCCUCCAAAGAAACUACUUCCUCCCCAUACGACCCCACCUCAACCUCCCCUUUCCCCUCCGAAGAACCUACAUACGAGUACUCAGUCUCACGUCGGUACUCUUCUCGUCUCCGACGACUCCUCCUACAACGGUCAUCCAGCCGUGGUGUUUAUCUAACACUACACAUCCCCCACACUCUCAACAAUUGCAAACUGAUCUCGAUCGAGUCGGCCUCUUCCACUUCCUCUUCAUCUUCCACAUCCAGCUGUGACAGCAGUGGAAGUGAAGAUAACGCUAGUAUUUCAACUGCAGAUACAGAUUACGAAGGGAUGAACGAAAAUCUAAUCCACUACCAAUCCACCAACACCAAUUACGAAAAACAACCAUUGCUAACAUCGCCAUCUUCGUUGCCAUUUAUCGAGGAUCUUGAAGCUGGUACUUUGGUUAUCAAACCUUCUCGUUCUUCUUUGAAGUCUCACAAUGGACAUAGAGUACUUGGUGGGAAGUGCAAGAAGUCCAAGAGGGUGAAGUUUAAGAAGGACCCAAAGUAUAGACAUAGAGACCGUUUGGCUUAUGGCUAUAUUGGUGAGGAAGAGAAGGAGACUAGUUGGUUGACUUUCUUCUUACUCUUACUUUUGGUGUUUACCAUGGUUUGUGGAGCUGGUGUCUUUAUCGCCUGGGCUUUGGGAUUCGCUGGUGGAAAAGCGGUAGCUGCUGCAGCUGGUGGAUUACACACCGGAAUCAUUGCUGCCGCAGCUGCUGGUCCCGGUGCUAUCCCUGUAAACGCCGUACCAGUUGUAGCAGCCGGUAGUGCACCAGUUGUUCAAGAGGUUAAUGGCGUACCAAAGAAAGAAGGUGUUACCAAGAGAAAAUUGGAGAAGAGACUUUUGGACGGUGUGAGGGAAAGGCUAAGGUUGAGACUUGGUGGUGUAGCUAUUGCUCCCGAGAAGAGAGAUGCUUCUCCGGAGGAAGUUAAGGCUGCACCUGUUGGAAGACAUUAUUAUAAGAGGAGUCCGGUUCAUGAGGAAAAUCAUGAAGGUGGUGAGGAUGCGAGUUCGAAUAAGAGGAAGCAUAAAAGGAGUAUGGGGCAUGAGGAGUAUGUGCAAAGUGCGGAUAUGGUGUUUUAA
Orbilia oligospora ATCC 24927 is the source of this 1137-nucleotide messenger RNA. RefSeq lists its product as uncharacterized. The transcript has a single exon. The coding region runs from base 1 to 1137 and encodes 378 amino acids. NCBI's taxonomy places the organism in Eukaryota, Fungi, Ascomycota, Orbiliomycetes, Orbiliales, Orbiliaceae. The record is from RefSeq and is a predicted model, not a curated record.